UGCUGCUCUAUAUGAAAAGUGUGGCGGCAGGUGAUCAUCUGGUAGCAGGCAGAGCGCAAACCAAUCCAGACCGACAGAGAUGGACCUGCAGGGGGAGACAAAGAUGUUUGAAAUCAACAGUCUGGAUAACUUCUCUUCUUCAAGCUCUCCUUUGGAUGAAGAAUUCCUGGCUUUCUCCAGUGGCGCACACAAAACAGGAUUCUCCUUGCUACGUUAUAAAACUGAACUGUGCAAUAGUUAUUCAGAAAAUGGAUUCUGUGCCUACCAAAACCGUUGCCAAUUUGCCCAUGGCCUAAGUGACCUCCGCCCACCAUUCCAGCAUCCAAAAUACAAGACUGAACUGUGCCGUUCAUUCCACCUCCUUGGAGUCUGCAGCUAUGGCCCACGCUGCCUGUUUAUCCAUAGCCACAGUGAGCGGAGGGAAGUGCCCGAAACCAUUCGCCUUCGCCAACGGCGCCUGUCUCCCUUCCACAGCAAGAAAGUAUGUCGCCUUUGGCAUUCGCUCACAGGCUGCCCUUAUGGGUCUAGGUGCCUCUUUCAGCACCCUCGGCAGAUGCAGGAUGCUUGUCGGCACUACGCUGCACUGGGCGUUUGUCCUUAUGGUGUUCACUGUCUCUUUAAGCACUCGCCACCUCUAGACCGCUGGGGAACGGGAACCGAUGCAGGAAGUGGAUCCCUUUCACCCUCCGAAUCGGACAGUGACACCUGCAACGACCUUUUCAGGGACUCCACUGCUAAUAAUGCUUUUAAGUUUUCCACCCUCCUUUUACCGCUUGCACUACGUCUGCAGAUCCUGGGAGAAGAGGACAACAAAUCUGUAAUGCAGCAGAUUGUCGCAGAUGAGAAAACGCAGGAUCUGCAUACUCUACUUGACUGCUAAAUCUUUUAUUUUAGCACUUUAAGAUGUCAAACUUUCUAUGAUGGUUUGCUUUUUAACUUUAUUUUGCUCUUAUGUACAUAAAUGUUUAAGUUAUUCCUUUAUCAACGAUAUUAAUAUUGCUAAUGGACCUAGAUUCUCCGUUUUUAUAUUUGACAAGAUGUGCUUUAUCACUAAUUAAAACUAUGAUUUUUCUUAAAA
Messenger RNA from Rana temporaria (common frog), 1078 nucleotides. RefSeq names its product mRNA decay activator protein ZFP36L2-A-like. The transcript has 2 exons. The record is from RefSeq and is a predicted model, not a curated record. Gene Ontology annotation, molecular function: mRNA binding; metal ion binding. The coding region runs from base 80 to 880 and encodes 266 amino acids. Lineage: Eukaryota; Metazoa; Chordata; Amphibia; Anura; Ranidae.